UUCUCAACUCAAGUGAGUGACCAUACAUACAACCCAUCAAAACCACCUCAAACUCUUCACAUUCUCUUCUUUCUUUGUCCCUUGUUCAUCUUUUCCACUUAACUCAAACCCAUCAAUGGAAAUCAUCACAUCACCACCACAACCCACUAACCAACCACCAUCUCCGGCCACCAGCAGCAACAGCAACGCCGCCCAAACACCACCACUAACACCACCACCCGUUUCAAGAUCCGACCCACACCCACACCCAACAACCUUCGUUCAAGCCGACACCACUUCCUUCAAACAAGUAGUCCAGAUGCUAACCGGAUCAUCCAACCCGACCCAUCAUCCAGAUCCAACUCCAACUCCAUCAAAGUCAACAUCAUCCAUACCGCCGGUCAAAACCGGUCAACAAAAGAAAUACAAACUCUACGAACGUCGUAACAGCCUCAAAACCGGGUUGAUGAUCAACCCAUCUCAUUCGGGUCAUGGGUUAUCAUCGCCACGUGUCCAUGAACUCUUGUCCCCCAGCAUUCUUGAUUUUCCGGCGCUUACGUUAAGUCCGGUGACUCCAUUGAUACAAGACCGGUUUAAUAAUAAUAAUGAUAAUAAUAAAUCGUCGCCGUCGGUUUCGGAGGAAGAGAGGGUGAUUAAGGAAAAAGGGUUUUAUUUACAUCCGUCGCCCAGGGCGGCGACGCCCCAGCUGCUGCCGCUGUUUCCGGUGGCGUCGCCGAGGGCGUCGGAGCUGUCUAGUUAGAAUAUUAGAUGGUUAAGAAUUGUGAUUAAGGUUAGAGAUCUUUUUUUUUUUAAUUGUACAAUUUGGGUCUCUAUAAUAAAACUAAAAUUUGAUAUAAUAAUAUUGUUGUUUUGUUAACUAGAUAUUGAAAAUUGAAAUGAAAUGAACCUAACUGGUGACUUUUGUGAUA
Molecule: messenger RNA, 908 nt
Organism: Helianthus annuus (common sunflower)
Lineage: Eukaryota; Viridiplantae; Streptophyta; Magnoliopsida; Asterales; Asteraceae
Product: VQ motif-containing protein 4
Exons: 1
Coding region: 116-739 (207 amino acids)
Source: RefSeq, a predicted model, not a curated record